CUGGUAAUGGCAAAACUCUAAACCCUUAACAACAAUGUCGAUUACUCUCUCAUUUCUCUCAUCUUCAAUUCCCACUCUCAAGAAAACCCAUAAAAUCUCCUCAAAUUUUCCUUCUAAUGCUUUCUCUCAUAAUCAGAUUCUUGAUUUUCCCUCAUCUGUUGCCAGAAUUAAGCCUUUCAAACUCGAACUGAAACACAAAUGUUCUGGGAUUUUCACUAGUAAUUGUGGAUUUCAAUUACGUAGGAAAAAUGGGUUUAUUGCGAAAGCUGAGAGUAGUGGAGUAGAUUAUGGAAACAGUGUUGAUAAAGCUGAAAUUGAUGUUCGUGGAGAGAGCACAAUGCCUGAUAGAUUCAGAUACUUGACUAAAGAAGCUCCUGAUAAGCCUGUUAGAUGGCCUUGGUUCAUAGCAUUGGCCUUUAUUCUAUAUGCCUGGAGGACUGUCUUGUGGGAACUGGAUAAUUGGAAAAAGGCUGUGGGUGCUGUCUUCCGAUUUCUCGGUUACAUCUCGAAACUUGCAUUGGCUGUUGUAUACUACUUCAUAGGGGAUCAGAUCACAGCUGUAAUUAGGUUUAUUGAAUCAUCAAUUUACUCCAUUCGAGCUUUCUACUCCAGUAUAGUUGCAUAUGCACCAGUACAAGAGUUAACAACAAUCAUCAUUUUGGCAUCUUGUGUUCUUGCUAUUGGUGAAGCGGCAGUUCCAGAUUCUGUGAACAGCCAACCAUACCUUCUUACAGCAGCUGGAAUAAUGGGAUUUGCUGCUGUGAGAGGUUAUAUUUCCGAGCUGUUCUUUUGGUUUAUUCUCUUAGGCUUGUUUUUCUUUGCUCGAUUUAUCAAAAAAAGAGAUUAUGUGUCUUCCGCAAUGCCUGCUGCUGCUGCAUUAGCUGCUAUGGGAGAGCCUUGGGUUAGACUGGUAGUAAUGGUUUCUUACGCUGCUUUGGCCAUUCUGCAACACUCUAAAACACCUUUGAAUAAAAGUGAAGGGGAAACUACCGGUGCAGUUAGGAAGGUCCCGGUUCCUCUGAUAUGUGCUGCAUUGGCCAUUGGUGUCCGACUUGCUGCAAAAUGGGCUGGUUAUCGACAUUUGACUUGGAUGAUCGUUUGAUAUUCAACAAGCUUGCCCCUUUUUCGAGCUGGUAGAGCAUUCUUAGUUGUUAGUUUCUACAGUGACAGCAUGUUCUCUCAUUUGGCAAAAUUGCUUGUUGUUUCUCUUUUUAUUGCCUGUCCAGUUCUUUUUGUACAACUUAGAGCUAUUUUUCUUUCAAAUUUUGCUCUGAAUGUUCUAAAGUUGUUGUCUUUAUUGCCUUCUACAUAUAUGAAAUUUCUCAAUUUUGAGU
Solanum verrucosum is the source of this 1334-nucleotide messenger RNA. RefSeq lists its product as uncharacterized. The transcript is spliced from 2 exons. Bases 35 to 1102 code for a protein of 355 amino acids. NCBI's taxonomy places the organism in Eukaryota, Viridiplantae, Streptophyta, Magnoliopsida, Solanales, Solanaceae. The record is from RefSeq and is a predicted model, not a curated record.